AUGCGGCUGUGUAUCGUCAAUCCAGCUGGCGGCGUGGGAGCGGCCGAGGAACAGGGACAGUUUGUCGAGGCCCGAGACGAUUGGACAUUCAGCAUGCUUCUCCGUCACCUCGCGGAAAUCGGGCUUCUUUCUUUUCCGGAUAGAGGGCCGUCGACAGCCCCGAAGGGACUCUCGGACCGACUGCCUCCCAAUGUGGCGCUGACCAGCGACGGAGUGGUUUUCGACGUGAAAAAGAGACUCGAGGACUACGCGAUUCAGCCAGAGACAAAGCUGUACAUCAGCAGCGCAACCUACAGCAUGCCCACAAGGCUCUUUGUCAUUCUGGCGGAAACCGGAGACACCUACGGAUUUGAGGUGUUCUCUGCGGAUCGCGUGCAAGUGUUGAUGCGCCUCAUCAAGACCCGGUUAGGUGUCGAAGAAGACGGCAUGAUUCUCGUGCACAGAGGCGCGCGCCUGGACCCUGAGAAAAGCCUCCAGGAUCAGUGCGUUUGCCGGGACGCUCUCGUCUAUCUCCUCCUGACAUCUCAAGCGCCUCCUGUGCCUCGUUCGCCCCCGCCUCCUGCGCCUGCUGGCGGGGUCCGAGGGAAGAACCCGGGAACUCCGCGAGGCAAAGACGCGAAAGACGCAAAGAAAAAGCCCGAGGCGAAGAAGGGAAAGAAAAGCAAGUAA
Molecule: messenger RNA, 669 nt
Organism: Neospora caninum
Lineage: Eukaryota; Apicomplexa; Conoidasida; Eucoccidiorida; Sarcocystidae
Exons: 2
Coding region: 1-669 (222 amino acids)
Molecular function (GO): protein binding
Source: RefSeq, a predicted model, not a curated record